Messenger RNA from Diorhabda carinulata, 805 nucleotides. RefSeq lists its product as uncharacterized. Lineage: Eukaryota; Metazoa; Arthropoda; Insecta; Coleoptera; Chrysomelidae. The record is from RefSeq and is a predicted model, not a curated record. Bases 39 to 539 code for a protein of 166 amino acids. The transcript has 4 exons.
AUGUAAAAACUGUUUUGGUACUAAGGUAUAUUUUGUCCAUGCCAGCAAACACUCAAGAUGAUGUAAUCACUUUAUUGAAGACCAUUAGAGAACAGAACAAUCAAAUUUUGCAGUGGAUCCGAAAACAAGAUCGCAGUGGCAAUCACGCCAGUAAUACAGAUUUACCAGAUGAUAUAGGCGUACAGUUUCCUUUGAAUUCUCAAGAGGAUAUUACCAAAUUGGAAACAUACCUGAGUGAAAAAAAUAAUUGCCUGGCUUUGUCGGCAUAUCUAUCGACUUUUGGAGGGAGAGAUUUUACUGGACAUACAAACCGCAUUUUAAAUUUUUUGUUCACUUAUUCUCUUGCAACUAAUUGGAAUUUUGGUGGCAAACGAGGUGAGAAAACGGCUUUUAAAAACUUAAACGUAAAGGAUGUGAUUAUUGGUGCUGUAAGAAAAAGCUCCCCUCUAGUCAGUCAGAAAGAAAUAGAAGAUACCAUCAAGAUGUGGUUGAAACAUGCACCAGAGAAAUUGAAAAAGCAGCAGCAUGGCAACCCGUAAGAAAAAAAGUGUUGUUAGUCAAAGACAACUCUACAGAAGGGUGGCAGAAGCAAAUUUAGCACCUCAAACACUCAAGAUGAUGUAAUCACUUUAUUGAAGACCAUUAGAGAACAGAACAAUCAAAUUUUGCAGUGGAUCCGAAAACAAGAUCGCAGUGGCAAUCACGCCAGUAAUACAGAUUUACCAGAUGAUAUAGGCGUACAGUUUCCUUUGAAUUCUCAAGAGGAUAUUACCAAAUUGGAAACAUACCUGAGUGAAAAAAAUAA